Molecule: messenger RNA, 808 nt
Organism: Panicum hallii
Lineage: Eukaryota; Viridiplantae; Streptophyta; Magnoliopsida; Poales; Poaceae
Exons: 2
Coding region: 148-582 (144 amino acids)
Source: RefSeq, a predicted model, not a curated record
CUUGGCUAUAAAUACUUGCUGCCAAUCUCUUCUUCCCCACCGAGCAAGAGCCCUCCUCAGAGCAAGCAAGGAAGGAAGCAUCCUCAGAGUAGAGGAGCACACCUGCAGCUGCAGACCAUUACAAGACAGCAGCAGCGACAGGGCGGGAUGAGCCGGGGCGGCCUGGACCUGAAGCUGCACCUGUCGCCCCCGGCGCCGGCGCGGGGAGGAGCGGAGAGGAGGGCGUCGCCGCUGUCCUCGUCGGACGAGGAGUGGUCGUCGUCGUCGCCGAGCUCGUGCCUGUCGUCGGAGGGCGAGCGGGAGCCGCAGCCGCACCGCCUGCAGGGCCACGGGCUGCAGUGGUCGGACAGCCCGGAGGCGACGUCCAUGGUGCUGGCGGCCUGCCCGCGCUGCCUCAUGUACGUGAUGCUCUCCGAGGCCGACCCGCGCUGCCCGCGCUGCCGCAGCCCCGUCCUCCUCGACUUCCUGCACCACGCCGCCGGCGCCGCCCGCGCCAGCGCCAGCGGCGGCCGGGAGGGCGACGGCCACAGCCGCAAUGGCGCCCGCGGCGGCGGCGGUGGCCGGAGGAACAGGAGGGCAUGAUCGUUCGCUCGCGGAGCCGCGUCAAGAAACCAGAAGUUUUUUCCCCAAAUUAGCCCGAUUAUUAGCACCAGUAGCGCUCCCAUGAAUCGGUCGUCGCAAGAAAAAAAAAAGAACUGCUCCAGUGUAACCAUGAUAUUUCAUCUCCGGCGCCGGCGAGGUGGUAACCGUGGUAUAUCACGGAUACACUGGAGAGGAAUGGAACAAAGAGAUCUUCCCUGCUUUCUCA